This is a messenger RNA of Paramecium primaurelia, 345 nucleotides long. The record is from the annotation of a GenBank genome assembly. NCBI's taxonomy places the organism in Eukaryota, Ciliophora, Oligohymenophorea, Peniculida, Parameciidae.
AUGUCUUUCAUUUUUUGUGUUUUAUUAAUAGCUCCAUUAUUCUUAUUAAUAGGGAUAUAUAAGCUAUGUUUCCAAAGAAAACUUGGAAAUAAGAGAGAUUAAUUUGGUACUUUACAUGAGAGAAUGAAAAAAAAAUUAUUUUUUGGAUAUGCUGAAUUAAUCAAUACUAUGUCAAAUGAAGACCUAAAAGUAUUACAAUAAACAUAUGAGAACACAAUAAAAAAUGCUCAAUCAAUUAAAGUAUAAGGUGUAAAGAAAGUUAAAAAUCUAUCAAAAAGACUUAAAAAAGUAUUAUUUGUAGAUGAAUUGGAUCAAAUUACAACUGAAUAAUCUACUUUAAUAUGA